Acipenser ruthenus (sterlet) is the source of this 910-nucleotide messenger RNA. RefSeq names its product beta-microseminoprotein-like. Bases 127 to 468 code for a protein of 113 amino acids. The record is from RefSeq and is a predicted model, not a curated record. Lineage: Eukaryota; Metazoa; Chordata; Actinopteri; Acipenseriformes; Acipenseridae. The transcript is spliced from 4 exons.
AAAUCAUGUUUUCUGUUCCGGGAAAUCAGGAACUACCUCAUACGUUUCUUGCUAUAUAACCCUAGUAGUUUUGAUAAGAGAAACCAUUCCACACUGAGUCAACAGGAGGAAAACUAAAUCUUCAAGAUGAAAUACUUCCUCUUUAUCACAGUCGUACUUCUUGCCUGCACGUCGCUGUGCAAUGCACAGUGCUACGUUGAGCUACUGAACUUUGACCCUAAAAAUCCUGUUGCAGGCUGUACAGAUAAGAGAGGUGUGGUUCAUCCAAUUGGUUCUCAAUGGAAGGACAAGGAUUGUUUCCAGUGCAGUUGCAGUGAUUCUACCAUUGAAUGCUGUGGCACGAUUCCACAAUAUGUGGGGCUUCCUGAGCACUGUGAGAUGGUGGUGAACAAGGAGGAUUGCACCUAUGAAGUGAUUAACAAGAAAGAUCCAUCCGACAAGUGCAUACCGACAGGAGCGAUUCUUUAGUUAGGAUAACCCUCAUUCAGAUCUGUCAGAAACUCACAAACCCAGAUUAGCGUGAACACGGAGGGUUUGUAUAGGGGUCUGUAAAACAAACUGUUUAUAAUACAUAAUGCUGUAGAGCAGUGGUGCACAACUCAGGUCAUGGAGGGCAGGUGUCCCUCUUGGUUUUUGUUCUAACCAUACCCUAAAUUAGUUAAUUGGACCAAUUAAGCUUCUAAUAAGGUCCAAUAAAGUACUUCAGGGUGCGGUUAGAACAAAAACCUGCAGGGACUCAGGCACUCCAGGACCGAGCUGUGCACUACUGCUGUAGAGUCUGGGUAUGUUAAAAUUGAUUAAUUUAGUUUUAGUUUGUCAAAAAUAGCAUGGCAAUGGUAAGCCAGUAGGUCAUUGUUGCUCCAUUCUUCUCAUACUGUAGCUGCAUAUUAAAAAUCAAUGUACCUAUCUA